AUAUAUUGUCCCACUCUUCCCCCUUCUUCUUCUUAUAGCCCAUUGUUUCAUUCCUAUCCCGCCCGGUCUACAUACGGGGAAUACUCCUACGUCUCAACCUCCCCAAAGGACGGGGCUAUUACAGGGCUGAUACUUACUGCUAUCCGUCCCUCGCCGUAGUCAACCAUAUCAUCUCAAACACCCGGUUCACCGAGCAGGCCGUGUGCACGAGCGUGCGCUUCAAAUCAUGUCCGCCGAGCAAGAACACCAUCACCCUGGUGGCCACUACUCAGGGCUUAACCGAAUUCCCAACAUUAAAGAAUUCGCCGCUUCGCUUGAUAGGGACAAGAAAGAACGUGAUGCCAAGAUCGACGCUGAUCUCAGGGGAAACAAACACAAUAAUGAAAUUACACAGCAUGAAGUCGAAAAAGGCCAUCUUGCCGGCCAUGGGAGGGUCGUGACUGAUCCCGUCACUGGUAAAGAAGUCCAGAUAGAUGAUGUCAACAGCGACUUCAAGAAGGCCGUCGAGAACCCAACGUUGUCCAUACCAAAUGCUAAUCUAGGCAAAGACACACCAGUAAAGACCGAGGCAACUCAGUCUGGGGAGGAGUAUCGGAAAAAUCAAGACAUCACGGCCCCGCCUGAUCCCAUAGUCGAAGGUGCUACAUCAGAUGUGCCAAUUCACGGCGAGAAAACCAACGUUUUAUUUCAUCCAACCCCUUCUGUCAGCUAUGAGCCCAUGUACAAUGUCAUCGAGCAGCGCGCCAGUAUACUAUGCAUUGCAAUUUUCUUUUCAAUCAUCUUUUUUGGAAAAACGUUUGGAGGCAGACUACUCGGUCUUAUUCCACUGUCCAUAUGCGUUACGUCCGGUGUCUUCCUCUGGAUGAAGGAUUUGGUUCGCCGCGGUCGUGACAUAGAAUGGUCAAGCGAGCAGAAGCGAGGUGAAACUGCCGUUGUGAAUCUUAUCCCCGAAUCGGUUGAGUGGAUGAACUCGCUACUUAGCAUUAUAUGGGGCCUGAUAAACCCUGAGAUGUUUGCUUCAGUAGCUGAUACCCUAGAGGAUGUCAUGCAAGCUUCGGUCCCUGGCAUUAUCGAGAACGUAAAAGUCGCCGACAUUUCACAAGGGAACAACCCACUACGCAUACUAAGCCUACGGGCCCUUCCCGAUGGGCAUAUGAAAGAAAUCAAAGAUGAGAUGCGCAAGAAGAACGAGAAAGAUCAGGAUCCACAAGAAAUCGCCGCAAACGAAGAAGGUGGUGACUAUUACAACCUUGAAGCUUCAUUUGCGUAUCAUGCCAAACCGUCUUCACAAGCCGUGUCUUCCAAGGCUUCCAAUAUGGGCAUGCAGUUGAUCUUCUUCCUGGGUAUCAAGGGACUCUUUGGUGUUCCAUUGCCCAUUUGGGUGGAACUCAAUGGUCUUGUUGGUACGGUGAGACUUAGGUUGCAGAUGUCCCCUGAACCGCCCUUCCUCAAAGCCGUCACAUUUACUUUGAUGGGGGUUCCCAAAGUCGAAGCUAGCUGCACACCCAUGAUUGAGCGAGGUGUCAAUAUUCUUAACUUGCCUCUGAUUUCGAACUUUGUCAACUGGGCUAUCAAGACCGCUGCUAGUAUGUAUGUGGCCCCGAAGAGUAUGACUCUUGAUCUUGGUAAGAUGCUUCAGGGCGACGAUAUUCUGAAAGAGACUGAGGCCUUGGGAAUCCUCUUCAUUCGUAUCCACAAGGCUACUGGUCUAUCAAAGCAGGAUCGACGUGGAUCCGAAGGUGGUGGUUCCGACCCCUACAUCACCGUUAGCUUCUCUAAAUUCGGCAAGCCUAUGUAUUGCACUCGCGUCAUUCAAGAUGACUUGAAUCCGGUCUUUGAGGAGACCUGUGCUCUCAUGGUUAAUGCAGACCUCAUCAAAGCUGAUGAACAACUAUCUAUGGAACUUUGGGACAGUGAUCGCUCAAGCGCAGACGAUGUUGUCGGCAAGGUCGAGCUGUCGCUACAGAAGCUGAUCCAGCAUCCUGGAAAGAUGUACCCACAGGUUUCUAAGCUCCGCGGUGUCAAGGCAGGAAGUGAAAUGCCUGGUGAGCUGCACUGGGAAGUUGGAUUUUUCGGUAAAACCCAAUUCCGAAGUGCGUUGCGAACUGAUGGUAAAAACGUCAACUUGCCCAAGGAACUCCGGGACAAGAAGGAGCUACAGGAUGAUAAGGGUGCUAUUGAAAACGAGCAAGAAGAUGCUGUCACCCAUACGCCUCCCGACCCACUCUUCCCUUCGGGUAUCCUGAGCAUUGUGGUCCAUCAGAUAGUCGGCCUAGAACUGGCCAAUGUGAAAGGUUCUCAGGGUGGAAAACGUAAAGGAGGCAAAGAAUAUGAACCCGCUAGAGAUGCUGGCGAGAUCAAGGAAGAAUCUGCCAAAACUUUACCAAGUGCUUAUUGCACCAUCUGCUUGAAUGACGAAUUGGCCUACAAGACAAGAACUAAGGUAGUUUCUUCCAAGCCAAUUUUCAACGCUGGAACGGAACGAUUUGUUCGUGACUGGCGAUCUUCUAUUGUUACAGUCACCGUUCGUGACUCCAGGAACAGGCAGCACGACCCAAUUAUCGGAGUAGUCCCUCUCAAGCUCUCGGAUAUCUUACAAACUAGCAGUCAGUCGACUCGCUGGUACCCAUUAGAUGGAGGCAUUGGUUAUGGCCGUAUUCGGAUUUCACUCCUGUUCCGCUCUGUUGAUCUGAAGUUACCCCCUCCACAGCUGGGCUGGGAUGUCGGCACGUUCGAAUUCAAGUCAGAUAAUCUCACGGCUACUGCUUUCACUGGGACAGGAAAGGGCAAAGUCAAACUUUCAAUGAGAACCGGGGGUAGCUCCGCAACAAUCAAGCGCGACCAGUGCGCUGUAGAAGGGGAUAUUGUGCGUUGGGAUAUCAGCGGCGUCACCAAUAACCCCAGACCUCGGUUGCCUGUCAGAUAUCGCUACCGCUCGCCAAUCUUCAUCGAGUUCCAUCUUCCCGGAAAGCGCCACGUCGAGUAUUUCGCCGCUUUAUGGCUGCUAGAGCUGAUCGAUAACGAGGAGCAAGACUUUGACAUCCCCAUCUGGAAGUGCAACCAUGCCACACGGCUGUCGCAGAAUUACAUCACGGAAGAGAAUUUCAAAGAAAUCCCCGACAUUCAGAUGGAAGAAGUUGGUCGUCUGCGCUUCCGUGGCAGGUUCAAAGCUGGCACAGAUCUUGACCAUCUCCGUUUUGUGAGCGACAACAACUCGCGCGAGACAAUAGAGACUUGGGAGGCUUGUUUCGCCGAGGGCGUCCGACAAGAAGAAGUUUCCAAUGCCCUGCCCCCAACGAUCCAGAAACUACACGAUGAGUCAAUGAACCAAGGUCGGGACGUACUGGCCGCCGCGCCAGCUGAGGAGAAGGAGAAGUGGCUCGCGAGGGACGGCACAGAUUGGUCUGGCGCCUUCGGCAAAGACCCCGCUGAAAACAUGGGCGGUGAGCGAGGAGCAGACGAGUCCACCGACCACUACGACGACUCCGACAGUGAUGCAGACUCUCCUGUCGAGGGCAUCGGGCACCAGUCCUCAGACUUAGGCGUCAAGGACGCUACUACAUCUGGCGACGCCCACGGAGACGACCUCCAUAAGGCCAGGACAUCCUCCACGGGAGAGUCCGACUCGGGCGUCUCGGUCGAUUCCAAGAGCAGCAAGAACCCCAUUGCGCAGUACAAGGACUACAAGUCGCGCAGCCGCGACCUGCACCGCCAGCACCGUGGGCUCAUGCAGUGGCGUCCCAUGCGCAAUGUGCAGUUCGCCAAGGACGAGGCCAAGUUCGCAGUCCGUCGGCUGACGAAGGUUGGCUCGUUGAGCGGACGGCAGCCGGAUGUCGAGACUGAGAUCUAGGGGAUACAACCACAUUGUGGUUGCUGAUCAACUAAUACUUGGAGACGAGGAAUAAUCAAAAUAAGGAUUCAUGAAUAGGAUGGUAUUGAAUCAUAUAUUUUUUUUGUGUAGUAGAUAAUUGGGUAUUUGUAAUUUUGUAUUGAUAUGUGUAUCACAGA
Xylaria bambusicola is the source of this 4008-nucleotide messenger RNA. RefSeq lists its product as uncharacterized. The coding region runs from base 227 to 3850 and encodes 1207 amino acids. Gene Ontology annotation, molecular function: lipid binding. The transcript has 6 exons. The record is from RefSeq and is a predicted model, not a curated record. NCBI's taxonomy places the organism in Eukaryota, Fungi, Ascomycota, Sordariomycetes, Xylariales, Xylariaceae.